Messenger RNA from Leptidea sinapis, 5446 nucleotides. RefSeq names its product klaroid protein-like. Gene Ontology annotation, molecular function: protein-membrane adaptor activity. Gene Ontology annotation, biological process: nuclear envelope organization. Lineage: Eukaryota; Metazoa; Arthropoda; Insecta; Lepidoptera; Pieridae. The record is from RefSeq and is a predicted model, not a curated record. The transcript is spliced from 12 exons. Gene Ontology annotation, cellular component: nuclear envelope; meiotic nuclear membrane microtubule tethering complex. Bases 386 to 2764 code for a protein of 792 amino acids.
GUUGGUAGCUAACGUCUAUAGUAUAAAGUAUUGUUUUUUAUUUUCAUGUAAUUUUUAAUUAUAUAUCAUAUAUUUAAUAUUAAAACUCCUACUUAAUGUGUGAUUACGUGUAAAUUGUAUUACUCAGAAAAUUAGUAGCUUUCUUUGUUUUUAAAUACAUAUAACCAUAAAAGUGUUGAAAAGUAGACGUAACGUUUUGGCGGUUACAAGUUAGCGAACGCUAACAAUUACGAAAAUAGAACUUUCUUGUGCAAUAUUUGUAAUAGUAUUGGCGCGUAAAUAGAAAACUGCUCUAAGAAAUUAUCUCAAGGCUUAUUAUAAUGGUGUAGUUAAAAUUGGAGAGUAUCAGUGAACGGGUAAUAUAUCCUCGAAGUUUAAAUAUACGAUGGAAAACACAAACGUUCCUGGAUUGAGGUCAAGGUCCCGGUCCAAAACACCGUUUUUACGAUCUAACUGUGACCAUGAGAACUGCCUGGAGGACGAGGAACCGUCCCAGCAAAAAUCUGGGCGAAAGACACCCAUUAAAAGGAGCACCCCAACCAAGCAACCGCAGCAAAAAUCAAAAAGACGAAGCAUAGACAGAUUAAUUGAGGAGGCAGAUGUAACUACACAUGAUACAAGAAAUUUUAAUAAAAUGACAAAUCGUGUGAAGACAUCUGACUAUUCGUCAGAGGAAAGCCCUGAUCGGCUAAAAGAACAUUCUAAAGAGAUUUAUCAAAACGAGAUCAAUAGUCAGUAUGAGAGCGUGUCGACGAGCACGCAUCGCUAUGGCUCGCUCGCUGACGUCACGUUCAGUCCGAUACACACCUCACACCAUGUGACAAGCGACAGGUCAAAACGCUUCGGCAGUCCCACCUUCAGCGCGUGCUCCACAGACAGUUCUUUCGCAGAGCAAGCAUUGGCAGACGCCAGCGCACUACUGGAAAAGGAGCCCAGUUACGAGCAACUGCCCUACAGACUGUACAAAAUGGCCGGCGAGUACUGGAACAAGUACCCCAAGACUGACUAUACGUACUCGCCGUUGUCGCGGGACCGCGUGGAGCUGGCUCCGGGGCAGGUGGCCGUGCCAAACAUGUCUCGGAGAUCGCUGUCGCAGCUGCGCCUGUUCGGACCCAGCAGUGUCGACGAGACUGACAAAUUCACAACCACCUCCUGGUCUACUACCACCACUAGGAAGCGGUAUACUCAGGCUAUUGAGAGCUCUGACGACGAGGCGACGUAUGCGCACAGCAACUUCAAGCAAGCGGAGCAGGGCUGGUGGAUAGUCCGAGUGCUGACGACCAUUGCGACCUCCAUAUCGGAGAGGAGCCGGGCCGUGUACCGGAAGGUCGUGGGGCCCUCGCAUCGGUACCCGUACACUGACAGGCGCCCGGCGCAAGCUGGUAUAAUGGCACGUUCGGCGAGCGCUAUGGGCGCACCGUUCCUCUGGAUGUAUACCUUCCUCCAAACGAUAAUUACCACCACAGUCACCACUAUUACUGAGACGAUAUCAUCAAGUGAAACUAUCGAUAAUGACAAGUACAAGUCGCGCAGUUCCAAAGAUGCGGCGGUAAAAAGAAAAUGGUGGCCCCUGGUUUUGUUGUUACUGCUUCCAGCUGUCGGAUACGGAUGCUACAAAUACUCUGUGCCGAAUGAAGCUGAGUAUAAACCGCCAGUAUUCAAUCAUAACGUGGAUUUGAACGAACGCGUCGCAGCACUGGAGCGCUGGGCGAUAAACGUCGACAAUCGAAUGAAAUCAUUCGAUGGUAAACUAUCGAUAGUCGAUGAACUCGAUGCCAGAAUCGAGCAGUACUCGUUGAAGUAUCUCCAACGGAAUUUGAUUCAGAUUUUAAAUGUUAACGAUAAUAGUGAAGCUAUUGCGAGCAAGUUGAAGGUUCAUUUCGAUCAAAAUUACGUGGGCAAAGACGAGAUGCAAGUGUUGAGUCGGGACAUACACGAGAAGCUGAUUAACUCUUGGAAACCGGAUAUGAAGGAGGAAGAUGUAAAGAGGAUAGUUCAAGAGUUCUUGUCGACUGUAGAGAAGAGGCAAAUAGAGGUGGUAGUCGAGAAAGUGAAGGAGUAUGUGAGUAAACUGCAGUCGUCUCCGGGAGAGGAGGUGCGUCACUUGGAUACGGAGGAGAUAAGGAGGAUCGUGUCGGGUAUGCUGGAGGUGUAUGAUGCUGAUAAGACUGGGCUGGUAGACUACGCGUUGGAAUCUGCAGGUGGUCAAGUGAUAUCGACGCGGUGCACGGAGCUGUAUCAAAUAAAGACCAAGCAGUACUCCAUUCUGGGCGUGCCUGUGCUCUGGGUGUUCACUUCGCCCCGGUACGCGCUCACCCCGGGUGCUAUGCCGGCCGAGUGCUGGGCCUUCCAGGGCUUCCCAGGAUACCUGGUGAUCCGAACAUACGCUAUUAUCGAGGUGACCGGAUUCUCGCUGGAGCACAUGUCGAGGCUGCUUGCUGCGGAGGGCAAGAUAGAGUCGGCACCUAGAAACUUUUCCGUAUAUGGACUCCACAACGAGCAAGACCCAGACCCACAUUUAUUCGGCAAGUACAUUUACGAUGCCAACGGUACAUCCAUACAAUAUUUCCCCGUCCAGUUCCCUAAAACUACCAACAUGGGGGGCGUGGAGUAUCCUGUCGCAUACAACAUUGUGGAACUGAGAGUCGAGAGUAACCAUGGCAACCCGACUUACACCUGUGUCUACAGAUUUAGAGUUCACGGUAAUCCUCUUAACGAUAUCCGAAGAGCUACCGAAGACAGUAUCCGUGAUAGUGAAGUGUAAUAAGGCCCUAGUAGAUUAAAAUCUAAAGUACAAAGCGUAACUGCCCAAUCACAGCCUCAGAUAGGCGUGCGUCAUUUAAUGCUGUCUUUUCAUUGGCCAGGAUUAUUGAAGACAUUUUCAAAAUGGCCGAUUUAAAGUGAACAAUUUUAGCUGUUUUUUUGUGGCGAUUAUUUUAUAUUUUAUCGUAGUUUUAACAGAUUUACUAGUGUUGUUAAUCUCACAGUAAGCGCACAAUAGAUACACUUACUACAUACAUGCUGUUUUACCAUUUUAUUUAUAGUGUUUUAUUAUUUUUUUAAUUUUAGUAUGAGUUUGUUUAGUUUUAAUUAACUGCGCUGGACGUGUUUUACUCGAACCAACGAUGCUAUUUUGUCCCCGAAUGAUCAUGUAAUAUUAAAGUGUCGUAUGUUUUAACAAUAGGUAUAAGAUAAUUUUGUAGAUUUUUGCUUUUUAAAAGUCCUAUAUUUUAUUGAAUACAAUAAACAACUGAAGUGAGAAGUGUAAAUUGAUAUCGAAUUUAAUUUAACGUGCAAUUCGAAAUGCGAAAUCGUCUUUGGUAUUAAAUUAAAUCUAAACGAAAAUUACCAUAGUAAAAUUCAUGUUGUUAUCAAUGUGUGCACGAAAAUUAGUUUGAUAUAGACAUAAACACCAAAUCAAUUUAAAAUAAUCUUAACUGAGUUUGAAUGGAUACUAUUUAAUUCGUUUACUUAUAUUUUUUCAAAGCAUAAUUUAUAUCUCAAGCAUCAAUUUUAAUUUAUUUGAUAAUCGAUUUUCGAAAUAUAUCAACGUUUUACGAUCCUUUUAUAAGAUAUUUUCAUUAAAUUAUGGUUUGAUUGUAUAGAAUAAGUUUUAAAAUGAUGAAUUUCGAUUAAUUUGCUUAGAAUUUUAACUUACUUUACAUAUUGAGCCCGGUAGCGUUAACUUAUUAUAAGUAAAGGAGCUAGUCCCUUUAGCAUAGGUCUAUGUUUUACGAUUCUAUUUUUAACACAGUUUUUAUAUGAAACUAUUGUCUGUUUUAAAAUUGCUUUGAAGCUGCAGUCGUUCUUAACAAAUACCUCAGCUGCAUCUAAAUUUUACAAUCAUACUAGCUGACCCGACAGACGUUGUUCUGUAUAUAAUAAAAAAAACUGUUUUAUAGUAAUUUGCCAAUAAUAUUUCAAAACAUCAAGAAUUAUUUCGUAAAAAAUGCUCCCUGUUGUAAUAAUGAAAUUGUUUCACAGCGGAACUGUCAAACUGUGCGUCACUAAAUUCUCUCAUAGAAAAUAUGUCCAUACAAAACAAAUAUUGAGAAUAAAAAUAUUUAUGGGUCCCAAAUCGAAAUAAAACUAUCAUAUCAUCAACUAUAAGAUGAAGUAACCCCCAUUAAAAUCCGUUCAUUAGUUUAGGAGUCCAUCGCGGACAAACAACGUGUCACGUAAUUUAUAUAUAUUAAGAUAUCGGGGCCACAGUUUUUUUUAAAUUAAAGGUGACGAGACGAAGUAGAAGUUCGCCGUAUAGUAAGUGAUGCGCCCUGCCAAUGAAAACGCAGUGCCGAUUAAGAUUCUUGAAAAGAAAACGGAGCGGAUUCACGAUUGAGAUCGAUUUCGAUAUAAGUCUUUACUCCAGUAGCUACGGUGUCUUUAAAACUCAAACACAAUAAAAUAAUAAUGCUUGCAUAUUACUGUUUGGGAUGAAGGCACCGCUGUUGGUACCGGCAUCUUGCGCUUCUCCAAGUGUGAGGUUCCUUUGCCCAGGAUGCCGGCUAGAUUAUGGGUACCACAACGGCGCCUUUUUCUGUCUUGAAGCAGUAUUGUGUUUCCGUCUGGAGGGCGCCUUAGCUAGUGAAAUUACUGGGCAAAUGAGACUUACCAUCAUAUGUUUGACGAUGACGAGCACAAAUGUGGUGCCGCUUAAAAUAUUUGGGUUUUUCAGGAAUCCUGAGCGGGAUUGCAUUGUAAUGGGCAGGGCGUAUCAAUUACCAUCAGCUGAACGUCUUGCUCGUCUCGACGCUUUUUGUCAUAAAUAUAGUGGUAAAACUCCCUCAACAAACUGAGAAUCACUGGUCAACCUGUCUGGCUUUGUUAAAUAGUAAAUGUAUUAUUGUAUGCGAAUGUUCAAAUUAAUUGCCGCUUACCACGUGAUUAAAGUUUCAUGAGUUUUUUUAAUUAUAAUAAAAAAAAAAAUCCGUUUUUAAAUACUUAACAUAUUGUGGCCUUGUUUUCGCCGGGUAUCAAUCAAAUUUAAACGUAAUUAUUACUAAAGAUAUGUACAUGGUUUUUAAUAACAUUACAACUAUUACUAAGUUCGAUAAGGUUAACAUUUAAAUCCCAAAUUUAUCCUCUAUAUUCACUUAGAAUUUAUUGUAACAAAAAAAGGUCUUACAACCCCACAUGGCGGACGAUUGCCAGAUUUUAAAACGUUUAAUUUAUUAUAUUAGUCUAUUUAUAAAUUUUACUAAAAUAUAAUAAUAUAUAUAAUUAGGUAUUCAGCUGUUGUAACGUAUGGAACAUGGAGUAUAAUUGAAUGUGUUCAGUCUAUUGAUAAGCUGAAAUAUUAAUUUUAUUUUUGAAAUACUAAGAUUAUAAUUAAAAUAGCCGUAACAUAUUAUAGUAAAAACGCACAAUACAUAUUAAUACAAAGAUUGAACUGAUAUAAUUAUAUUUGUUUAAGUUAUUUAAGAAUUUUAAGUGUGCAAUUACGAGU